Messenger RNA from Caenorhabditis briggsae, 1200 nucleotides. RefSeq names its product Protein CBR-CYP-33B1 (gene Cbr-cyp-33B1). Gene Ontology annotation, cellular component: cytoplasm; intracellular membrane-bounded organelle. Gene Ontology annotation, molecular function: iron ion binding; oxidoreductase activity, acting on paired donors, with incorporation or reduction of molecular oxygen, reduced flavin or flavoprotein as one donor, and incorporation of one atom of oxygen; heme binding. The transcript has 8 exons. Bases 1 to 1200 code for a protein of 399 amino acids. Gene Ontology annotation, biological process: xenobiotic metabolic process. Lineage: Eukaryota; Metazoa; Nematoda; Chromadorea; Rhabditida; Rhabditidae. The record is from RefSeq and is a predicted model, not a curated record.
AUGAUUCCUCUCAUUUUAUUGCUCUGCUUCGUUUUCUUCCUUCUUCAUCAGUAUCUUUGGAGACGAAGAGGUCUUCCACCUGGACCCACACCUAUUCCCGUGUUUGGAAACUUAUUUCAACUCUCUGGCUCUGAGGCUCCAGGAAUCUCUAUAUUUCAGAAAUGGAAAGACCAGUAUGGUCCAAUAUUCACUUUCUACAUGGGACCCGUUCCAUUUGUUGUGUUAACUGAUUAUCAAGAUAUCAAAGAGACAAUAAUCAAGGAUGGGGAAACGUAUGCUGACAAAUAUCUCUCACCAGAGUUCAAUUUAUAUUUUCGAGGUGGAGAGUACGGUAUCAUGGAUAUCAGUGGAGACCGUUGGCGAGAGCAUAGAAAGUUUGCAGUUCUUCAAUUGAGAGAGCUUGGCGUUGGAAAAUCUCAAAUGGAAUCAAAAAUUCUCGAAGAAGCAGAAGAGCUAGUCAAGAAAUUGAAAACUUGUGAGGUUCUUCAAGAAGAUUUCGUUCUUCAGACAGACCUUGAUGUAGCAGUUGGAAGCGUUAUUAAUCAAUUUCUAUUCGGAUAUCGGUUCGAUGAGUCGAAAAUGCAUGAGUUUGUGAAAAUCAAAACAUUAGUAAAUAAUUUCAUGGAAGAAGUUGGAAAACCAUUAGGUGUUCUUGCGUUCACUUGCCAUGGAAUACCACCAUUCAUUGUCAAGCAGAUGGUUAGUGGAAUCGAAGAACAAAAACGAGAAUUAUUCGGAUUCCUAAGAGCACAAAUUCAAGACGCGAAACUUCGAAUCAACUAUGAAGAAGAGCACAACGACGAUUUUGUGGAGGCGUAUCUGAGGAAAAAGUACCAACGAGAACAGAACAAUGACUUCGAAAGCUAUUGCGAUUCUCAACUUGAGAACGUGUGUUUCGACAUCUGGGCUGCUGGAUUCGACACCCUCACAAAUACAAUCGGCUUCCUGUUCGCCUACGCUAUAAAUUAUCCGGAAAUGCAGAAGAUCAUUCAUCAGGAAAUAGACGAGUAUCUGGGUCAUCACAGACGUCUUCUUACUAUGUCAGACAAGAAUUCACUGGUUUACUUUAACGCUUUUGCGAAUUUUCUUCCUGCUUCCGACGGAUUACCUUCGUUGUUCAAGGAUUUCAGUCUGGUAUCUCACGUCAUUCCAUUCAUGUGUCGAAUCAGAUCGCGAGAUCAUCCCGAAGAAUCGAAAUAG